AUGAAGACUGACAAUGACAAAGGGAGAGAAAUGCUUUUGAAUGAAAAGGACAUAAUGGACAGAGAAAGGGAAGAGCUGAAAAUAAGAGAAGAUCAACUGAUGAGUAAAAUGAAAUCCAUAGAAACUCUGAGAGCAAAACUUCUACAGCAAAAUGUGAAGAUAAGUGAAGGCGUAAAAUACAAGGUGGACAGGUUGAAACAAAACAAUGAGGAUGUGCUAAUGCUGUACACUGUACUGGAACAAAAGCUUGGAGAACUUGAUAAACAGAAAGAAAGCGUGGCUGGUGACACUGAGAUUUUAGAGAGAGAAAGGGAAAGUCUGCUAAGUAUGCUCUCCGACAUGGACAUCCAGAGAGAACACAUGGAAAAUAUGUGGAAGCAAAAGUUUGAGAUGGAAAAACAAAAUCUUGGAAAACUGAAGGCAGAACUGAAGCGAGACAGAGAGGAUCUGAAUAGAAGGAAUGAGCUGCUGAACAAAGAGAAAGUGGACUGUGACCAGAUGCGGUCUGACAUGCAGACACAAACUGACUUAUUAGAACAAGAGAAACAAGACAUAAAAGAGGAAAGAGACAAAAAGAAGACGAUGGAUGGCGAAUUGUCUGAGCUGGAAAGACAUGACCUACUCACCCAUUUAAUGAACUCCAAUAGAAGUCAAAGAGCAAAAUUGCUGAAUCAAACAAUACAUAUUAGAAACAAUAUGGAGCAAUUAGAACAGAAAACUAUAGACAUAAUUCAGUUAAACUCAAUCUUGGAACACACGUGUGAUGAUCUUGAACAACAGAUAAAUAAGGUCAUUGGCUAUUAUGAGCUCAUGCAAAGAGAGAAGAAACAGGUGGUUACAGUGAAGUUUGACAAGGCGGUACAAACCGAUGGUGUCGCAGAAUCGCAGCAGCAGCAAGAUAUCGUAAAACGGGAUUUAAAUAAACUUAAAAAGUGUGAAUCUGAGAAUGACCAGGAUGUUCGGGGGUCAGAUGUCACAAUCCUGACUAAAGAAUUUGUGAAUCAGUGGAAGUUAGAUGAUGAUAAACUUGGUCUUUGCAAAAAGGGUAAAUACCUGAAGACUGAGAGGAAAGGUUUGCUGAUGGUAGUGGAGGGUGAAAAAGUGGAAAAUGAACAGAAACAGAAGCUUGGAACACUGUCUGAGUUGGUGGCAGACCACAAAUAUUUUACAGGAAAAAAAAUGUCAAAAAGAGAUUGUUUGCGAAAUAUAUGGAAGGAUACUAAAAUGGAACGGAAGGAGAUUGAUCAGACAAAGCGCUGGGGUCAUGAGAUGACAAACAACCUGGAGAAAAGACUAAAGGUCAUCAAUAAGUUUCUUAAGAGGACAUGGUUACAAAAAGAACAGGAACCAUGGGAGAAGGCAAAGCUGGAACAAGGACUAAGUAAGGACACAACAUCUCAAAGUGACCAUGAGAGAGACCGCACAAGCCUCGAUAAAAUAUACACAGAGCUCCAACAACUUAAGCUUCAGAUGCUCAAUGAGAUUGAGAAACUCCACGUCAAAGAAAAAGUGUCUAGGACAACUAGUGACAAAGCUAAUCAAACAUUCAAGGGGGAUACAAUCAUAGGGCAUACAUCAGUGCAGAUAACAGAACAAGCUUCUGCCAAAAUGUAUCAAGGGCAAAUGAAGGUAGAAAAAACUGAAGCAGCUCCAGAGACAACCAGCGGUCUCCUCUUUCAGCUCCGGCAUUACUGCUCUCGCUGCUGCUGCCCUUGCGGUGCCUGCUGUAAAGUGUGUCCAGAGGAGAAAUGAGAGACAUGGGAAUAUCCUUCACCAGUGUGCGCUAAAGAAACAUCUGAUGUUUGUCCUUAGCCCUGGCUCUGUAAAUGGGAAUCAAACAAAGUGUCUCGGACCAAGCCACACAACACUACUCCAGCUGUUCCAGCCAUGAUGUUUGUGUCAGUAACAUUAAAUUAUCAUGAUCAUUCAGCUUACUCGCAAGUUCAAUAAGACAUGCUGUUGUUGUUAUGUUAGCUAUAGCAGCAGGAGAGCUGUGAGUAUAGUAUAGUGAUCUGUAAGAAUAAAAUCAAACUAUUCUUUUGACAAUUUUUAAACCAACAUGACUACUAACAAAAAGCUGUUUUUGGCUUUAUAUUUGUUUGCAUAUGUGAAACUCUUUUAUUUCUUGGUUUGCAAAAUAGCAUUUAAUAGUGUACCUGAACAUGCUUAAUUUUCAGUUUUCAAUUCCUGAUUAAAAUCUCAGUCAUUCAUAUUGUAAUAUUAAAUAUAAUGUAUCCACUUCCACUUAAUUACAUAGAUUCUUAAAUAUUAAAGAAAUGACCAUGGCAAGUUGAAUUCAUUUUUAGUUUUUACUGUUGUUAUGGUUGUUGUUGCUGGUUUGUUUUUCUUGCUCUUCUUUUAAAGUAUUCAUUUGUUUACCAUGGUCUGUUAAAAUUAUUUAAGGAAAUUAAAUAGAGUAGUAUUCCCAAAGUAUUCCCAAAUGUAAAAAAAUAAAUAAAAACUGAGAUAUACACUAUAUGAUGAAAUAUUCAAUGCUGAAAUAUAUAAAUGGGGGUCCCCUAGAAAAAUUUGAGCACUAAACACAAU
Molecule: messenger RNA, 2547 nt
Organism: Micropterus dolomieu (smallmouth bass)
Lineage: Eukaryota; Metazoa; Chordata; Actinopteri; Centrarchiformes; Centrarchidae
Product: interaptin-like
Exons: 2
Coding region: 1-1752 (583 amino acids)
Source: RefSeq, a predicted model, not a curated record